AUGCGUCUGAUCCAGAACAUGUCAACCAUCGCGGAGUUUGCGGCCCCAGAGUGUCCGUCCAAACGGACUAUCAAAAUAGCGGUGAUUGGGGGCAGCGGAGUUGGCAAAACAGGUAAAUUGACAAAUCCGUUGAACUAAAUGAUUUGACAACUGUAUUUCAGUAACUGAUAUAAAUUCAUAGGCUACAUGAUGAUUAACUUAUGGUCUUGUAUUCCAGCUCUGGUAGUAAGAUUCCUGACAAGGCGCUUUAUCGGCGACUAUGAGAGAAACGCAGGAAACCUUUAUUCAAGAGAGGUCCAGGUGGACGGAGGAGAGCAAGCAGCCAUCCAAGUCCAGGACACGCCGGGUGUUGAUGUAAGUUCACUAUCUGCCGUUUGCUACGUUCCCAAAUGCGCUCGAGACCGCUGCGUUUGAGUGCCCACAGACCAACAUUAUUUAGGCUAGUCCACCAGAGCCUCUCUGUGAUCAGUGUGAGGUUUUAUGAAUGAUUAAAUCAGUAUUUACAGUAGUCGCAUAACCAUAGUAGGCUAUGUGGAGUUUGAGCUUUCUGUUCGGAGUUCUUCCCUCCCUGCUCUGGGCAGUGGUCCAAACCCGCAUAGUUUUUUUCUUACUAAAGUACAGAGCCUUUUAGUCUAGCGUUCUAAUUUCCCAUUCAGAGGAGAGGAUGUUUGAGCCAGGGGUAAAUGAUACCCCACUUCUGGCUCCUCAAUCACCCUCACCCUGACCCCCUUUACUCACUCAGCAGGAGAGGAGUAACAUUACAGCCCACUGGUUGACUAGACUACAGCACUCCAUUCAUUAAAAAAUACCUGUUGAAUAAUGAUGGGAACAUGUUUGGUCUGGCAUGAAUUUAAAUCACUUAGCUGUGAGUCUGUCUAGGUUGGAUUUUAUUAAGUUAAUGUAUUUUUAACACUGUUCCAAAUGGGUUCCAAUGUAACAGUUCUCUAACCAUGAUCUCCUCCAUGUUCUCCUCAGGUGACAGGUAACGGCUUCAGCCUCCCUGAUCAUGUGACCUGCUCCAUCCAAUGGGCCGACGCCGUGGUGUUGGUCUACUCUGUGACUGACCGCCAUAGCUUCGACCUGAUUGGCCAGUUGCACCAGCUGGUGGCCCGCGCAGGUGGGGCCAACGUGCCGCCUGUCAUCCUGCUGGCCAAUAAGGCGGACCUGCUGCACAUGAGGCGGGUGGAUGCCGAACAGGGUCCCCUGCUGGCGGUGGCGCUGGGCUGCUCCUUCUACGAGGUGUCAGCCAGUGAGGACUACAGCCAGGUGCAUGAGGCGUUCCACAGGCUGUGCUGCCACAUGGCAAAGCAGCAGCCCCAAGCCUCCCUGUCCUCCCACACCACCACAACUGGAGCAGCAGAAAAGAAGGGGCGCUCACCCCUCAUCCCCAGGCCCAAGUCCCCCAACAUGCAGGACCUGAAGAGGCGCUUCAAGCAGGCUCUGUCGGCUAAAGUCAGGACGGUCACCUCUGUGUGA
Molecule: messenger RNA, 1476 nt
Organism: Coregonus sp. 'balchen'
Lineage: Eukaryota; Metazoa; Chordata; Actinopteri; Salmoniformes; Salmonidae
Source: the annotation of a GenBank genome assembly